This is a messenger RNA of Prinia subflava (tawny-flanked prinia), 3585 nucleotides long. RefSeq names its product solute carrier family 25 member 27 (gene SLC25A27). NCBI's taxonomy places the organism in Eukaryota, Metazoa, Chordata, Aves, Passeriformes, Cisticolidae. Gene Ontology annotation, biological process: response to cold. The transcript is spliced from 9 exons. Gene Ontology annotation, molecular function: transmembrane transporter activity. The record is from RefSeq and is a predicted model, not a curated record. Bases 1567 to 2526 code for a protein of 319 amino acids.
CUAAAAAUGACCAUGGAGAGCUGCUCCUUGCAGAGGAUGCUGCAAUGCUAUGAGGUUUACUUUAAGGAGGGAUCUAGUUGUUGUUUUCCACUCCCUAAAGCGUGGUCAUAGAGAAAACAGAAUUAGACUACCCAGAGGUGUACAGCUAAAGGAUGGUUGUGAAACCCUCAUCCUGGGAGGUUUCCAGGGGACCAAACAAGACCUUGGGCACCCUGAUGUAACUCUGAAGCUCUCCCUGCUGUGACAGAGGACUGUAGGAUGACUGCAGUGAACUCUAGAGGUCCCCUCUGCCUCACAAUACAAGUCGAUGAUACACAGGCACAAGCCCACAGAGCAGCUGCGGAGGGAGGCACAAAGUGCCACAGCAGAUUGCACAAACUGUCCAGAAACAGGCUCUGAACCUGUCUGAACCAUUAAAUGGCAAUAUGCCCUCUCCUCAUUUUUAACCACGGUUUUGUCAGGAGUUUGUUUCAUCCCUGCAUGAAUUCUAAUUAAUUUUUGGAUCCCAAGAAGGAUCCAAUUUAAUACCAGUUACUGGUGACCAAUGAGACAGAUUCAUCCAACUUCAUCUUAAUAUUUUACCUGCAGUGCUCCCUUAUUUUGUCUGAAUUAUUUUGAAGGGGACCACACAUCAAAGAUUUAGUCAGUAAGACAGAGAUGUGGAGAGGUGUUUUGGAAUAAGUUUCUGUGACCAAAAAAAUCCUCAAAUCAGCAUGAUGAUUACUGACUAAUAGCUAAUGAUUAACUUAGGGAUUCAGCUGAGCUUUAGUGAUAAAUGAAAAGCUUCUCUUGAACAGCACAUACCUUACCUUUUUUUUUUCUUUUUCUUUUUCUUUGUUUUUUUCUUUUUUUUUUUUUUAAUGAUGAGAACCUAAUGGAUCUAUAAUAAUGUAAGAGAAAUUAGGACUGGCACACAGCAGGACUUCAGCAUUCAGCCAGGAAAAGCUUUAAAGUUUUCACUUCAGGACUCUAAGAAGUGAACCAUUUCUGCCAUCCCAGCUUGCUGGGAUCCUUGUUCAAACUGCAGUGCUGCGUUCCUAAUCCGCAGCCCCAGCUCGGCACGUAGCUGUGCCCAAUGCAGCUCUUACUGAACCACAUCUGGAUCAAUUCAUCCCUCCCGGAUGCAGCUGCUUGACACAGAGCAGAGAAGGGAACAGCGUUUGGGGCUCCCCAGGCAGUGCUGGAAAGACAGCACCCCACAAAGCAAACAGACCCCACGUGUAAUCUUGAGCUCUCAUGGAUGAUUAUGACUCUUUUUAAUGCAGAAAAUGGACAAAACUGUGCGUCUGUCUCUCCGUGCGGUGCCGGUUUCCGGGCCCUGAGCAGCCUCGGUGACAGACUACAUUUCCCAGGAGCCUGUCGCUCCCGAAUCUCCUGUGUCACUGCAGAAAGCCCUUCCAGCGCUGCAGAGCCGCCGGCGCUGCUGCGGUUCCCGGCGCUGGCGGAACAUGACCUUCAGCGGCUUUGUCUCCUAACCCAGCCGGGCUGACCGGCGCUAGGGCCCGCCCGUGCUGCAGACACGCCGGGCAGGCUGCCUGCUUAGCCUCGGUUCGUGUGAGAUGCUAGAUGUCACCUGCAGAAGAAGAGAGGAGCUCACCUCUUCCAGAGAGAUGGCCCCGAGCCAGCAAAUUCGCUCUGUCAGCCUGUGCAGCGGCUGUGGCAGAACUAGUGACAUUUCCCCUGGACCUCACGAAGACCCGGCUGCAGAUCCAGGGCGAGGCCGCGGCGCGGCGCGGCCCCGGCCCGGCGGCGCCGGCCCGCGGGAUGCUGCGCACGGCGGCCGGGAUCGCGCAGGAGGAGGGGCUGCGGCAGCUCUGGCAGGGAGCCACGCCGGCCGUGUACCGCCACAUAGUGUACACUGGUGUUCGGAUGGUUACUUACGAACAUCUCCGUGACUCCGUGCUUGGCAGGGUGGAGGGUGAGAGCUUUCCUCUCUGGAAAGCUGUGGUUGGAGGCAUGUGUGCGGGUGCCAUCGGACAGUUUUUUGCCAGCCCAACUGAUCUGGUGAAGGUGCAGAUGCAGAUGGAGGGAAGAAGGAAGUUGGAAGGAAAACCAUUACGGUUUCGGGGUGUGCACCAUGCAUUUCUGAAGAUUAUGUCUGAAGGAGGAGUAAGGGGACUUUGGGCUGGAUGGGUACCCAAUGUCCAGAGAGCUGCUCUGGUGAAUAUGGGAGAUCUGACCACCUAUGACUCAGUGAAACACUUUUUGCUUCUGAACACGACACUUGUGGACAAUAGUGUGACUCACAGUGUUAGCAGUGCCUGCUCAGGGCUGGUAGCAGCUGUUCUGGGAACUCCUGCUGACGUGGUCAAAACCCGGAUAAUGAACCAGCCAAGAGACAAGCAGGGGAGAGGUCUGCUCUAUAAAUCUUCCAUGGACUGCUUGAUUCAAACUGUCCAGGGUGAAGGGUUUAUGUCUCUGUACAAAGGCUUUAUACCAACCUGGAUGCGAAUGGCACCUUGGUCACUGGUAUUCUGGCUUACAUAUGAACAAAUCAGAAGGAUGUGUGGAGUUACUUCUUUUUAAAACCUGCAGUGUUCACAUAAGAGAGAAGACUCAAAAAGCUGAACGCUCAUUCCACAGGGUGGUAGGAUCACAUAUGUAGUUUGUUGCUCCACAUCUAGUCCUUACUGGCUGGGAGCAGUCGUGACUUAAGGAUACUAUUCCAUUGUCAGACUGGUACGUGAGAUUUAUAAUAUCCACAGGAUAAAAUUGUCACAAUAAUACUUCAGGCAGCAGCCAGCAUCAGCUUUCUGAACCAGCAAACAGGAAUAAAAAUAAUUCCACCAAGCAAAUAGAACAUAAUACUAUUUGUUUGAUAAUUGAGAUAGUUUCUAUUGUUAAAGACAAGAGCGGGUUGAUCAAUGCACUGAACAAGUUCUGUGGCUAAGCAUCUAUAAAAUUAUUCAGGAAUUUUUGUUGUUAAUUUGCAUUUGCACAGAGAUAAAGAACUACCUCUCAUUAGUUUGAUGUGUCAGGAAACCAAGCCUGUAGUGCUAGGUACUGAAAAAGAUAAAAGUUUACCUGUUUUCAAAUCUGCUUUGCACAAGAAGUGGAAGGGUUUGUGUUCCUCUUACUUCCCAGAGACUGCCUGACCUCUCCAUUCAACUAUUUGAGUAAGAUCAUGAUUGAAAUGCAUUCCUGCUCCCAGAAAAUCAAAAACCUAGUUUGCUCUGCAAUGCUCGAAGGACUCAGGAUACUCCACAAGACCAAGCUGGACUACUUGUCCCAUGACAAUCUCCGUGCUGUUGGGGCAGACUGGGUCAUUUUCUGUGGAAAUGUGCACUCUGCCCACUUUAAAUCUCGAUGGAAAUACAAUGUUCUCUUUGAUUAUGCAAAAUGUUUGAAGAGGAGUGACUUACUUGUUUUUAAACCCAAAGCCUUCCUGAUUUCCUGGAGAAGGAGACUAAUGCUACUUGUCACUAGAUUCAUCUUUGGCAAUCAAGAGUUGAAAAUGCAUUAUUAAAAGCAGCCAUGAGUAGAUAAAAUAAAGCUGGCUUUGAUUUAGUGAUAUCUAGUGAUUGAAUUAAUGUAAAAAACUUGGCUCUUUGAAUAAAUACCCAGGAUUUCUUCUAGUCUUUGCAA